This is a messenger RNA of Colletotrichum truncatum, 939 nucleotides long. RefSeq lists its product as uncharacterized. The record is from RefSeq and is a predicted model, not a curated record. Lineage: Eukaryota; Fungi; Ascomycota; Sordariomycetes; Glomerellales; Glomerellaceae.
AUGUCAUCCUUCGGUCGAUCAUUUUCUUCUGCUUCCCCCGUCAUGGCUUUGCCACCGCAGCCUGCCCAUCAAGCGAGCUUCGGCAUGGAGUCGUACAAUGUUCAAGCCACGCCAUUUGGACACUCUACCACGUUCCAACGAUGCGCUGCGCCAUUGAUGGCGUCCCCUGGAAAUCUCAAAACCGCUGGUCGAAAGCGUUCUCGCGAUGAGGCCGCUCCCAACCUUGUAACAGACGAGCCCGAACCCCAUUCCGAACCUAAAGAACCAGAGGACGAAUGGGAGUACGGUCCGGGCAUGGUGCUUAUCAAGAAGGGUGGCUACGUCGCCGAUGCAAGCAGUCAAUCAGGCACUUGGGUCGAGGAGAAAGCUGCGGAGGAUGAAGUUCGCAAGGCUAAGGACGCAAUUACGCGUCUCCACGACCAGCAGGAACGCCCGUCUCUUCGCAGCAACAAGUCCCAACGCUUAACUCAAGAAACUACAUCCACUUUUGGCGCUGCUAGCCAGCAAUUUGUGGCUUCUAGAUCUGAAACUCUUCCUCUUGAGAACUCGGCACACCCGGUAGUCGACCAUUUUACCUUGCAUCUUGGCAUUGGUUGGAGGCGCAUCAGCGAGGAUCAGCAUAUUCAAGCCGCCGCACGGGGAUGGGCUCGUUACAUCGAAAACCACUACCCUGUCUCAUCUGUCGUCAUUCGACUUGAAAGUAAAGGCCUUCAGUCGUACCUCGUUGAAGCUGCCGAGGGCUUCUUCCUUUUCUCUGAAGACUUACGACAAGGCCGGCUUGUUAGCAAGGAUUCUGAGGGAGCCUUGAGAAAUCUAAGAUGCAUUCCUCCAGCAUUUGAUGGCCCGGAGACUCUUAUCGUAAGCGAGUCGCCCAUUGCGAACGAAGCAUCCAACACAAUGGCAGCAGCGGAGGUUGACAGCCACAUGGAAAUGUGCUGA